GUUGUUGUCAACAUGUCAUUUAUCAGCCGCUGGUUCAAGAAGACUGAACCAGAAGACUACGAGCAAAUUCUUGCAUCUCUCGCUCUUGACAUUCAAAAGCGUCAAACUCGCCUAUCCGAAAUCCGUUUGCGGGAACGCCGAUCCACACUCCUUGUAACACUAUGGGCGCUGGGGCUCUGGGGAUUAUACGUCAGCUUUUGGUAUACCGGCCUAUUGCCAAAGUUCAGUGGCUAUCAUGGUCGGAGUACCAUAUAUGCCAGUACGCAGUUCAAGAAGACUGUGAUGGGCACACCAGUAUUCUUGGGACCUAUAGUCAUCUUAUUUACACGCCGCAUCGUGCAACUGUAUUACACACGCAUAGGCGACGCGGAAGAGCAGACUUUGCAGGCACUCUACAAAGAACAACGGACGAAAGUUGAGGAUAUUAAAAAGAAGACAAACUACUACAGCACUCGCAACCUCAUCGAGCGCUAUGAUGGAAGUUCCGUCCCCAAUUCACCGUUACGUGGCAGACCUAUUCCAGGUCCUCAAUCACAACUCCCUGUCACUCCCCAGAGGUCAUUCUCACAGUCCAAUCGUCAACUCCCCCAAGGGCCAAUAUCGCUCGAGUUGCAGACUCAAUUAGCUCCGACACCGCAACAACCGAUGGCACCUCCGCGCAAGCAGUGGUUUGAUAAACUUGCGGACGCCUUGCUGGGAGAUGAUGAGUCUUCCACCAAUAUAGCUGCGUCUCGCUAUGCCCUUAUCUGCCAGAAGUGUUUUGCCCACAACGGAUUAAUUAAGGAAAGUAUGUGGGAGGAUGCCCAAUAUCUCUGCCCUAAGUGCGGGCAUUUCAAUCCAUCAGCACGCUCUCUCAAGCACGGUUUAUCUCCACAAACGCCGCAUUCUGCUUCAUCUCCUGUACGACAAACUCGCUUGGGAUCUCUCAGUCAUGCAACUCCCACGGCUAAGGGACGCACCCCUUCGUCUUCGAGACCCUCAAUCUCCGCGGACCAUGGCGAUUCCAUCGACCACGAGGAUGCAGGAGACUUCGCCGCGGAAGGCAACAGCUCACGUAUGGACAUUGACUCUUGAAGAGUCGUUUACUCCCUGUCGUUUAUCUCCUAUGAUAUACUGUAGGUAACCUUGGGUUUCCCCUCAUUUUUUCAAGUCUCCAUGUUGUAUCAAGGCUUUCGAUAGUAUGAAUAUAACUAAUUUCAUAGUUCCUCGUCUGUCCCGAGACCUCGAUACAUUUCUUCGUCUGUCCAGUUCGAGACCUCGAUACAUUUCUUGAACGCCUGUACGGUAUAUUCCGAGGCGUUGAGCAUCAAGU
This is a messenger RNA of Heterobasidion irregulare TC 32-1, 1312 nucleotides long. RefSeq lists its product as uncharacterized. The record is from RefSeq and is a predicted model, not a curated record. The transcript has 6 exons. Gene Ontology annotation, biological process: endoplasmic reticulum tubular network organization. NCBI's taxonomy places the organism in Eukaryota, Fungi, Basidiomycota, Agaricomycetes, Russulales, Bondarzewiaceae. Gene Ontology annotation, cellular component: endoplasmic reticulum tubular network. Bases 13 to 1074 code for a protein of 353 amino acids.